AUGCCAGAUGCUUCUAGUAUCUGUUUUGUUCAUGGUGAUUUCUUAUCAGAUUUCUCUUUCUCACACAGCCACAUUCUUUUUUGCAGUUUUGACUGAAUUUCACAAUAGAUAUCUCCUUUGGUUAUGAUUUCAAUAUUUUGGGUUUCUUCAUCAAUGUUGAUACAUUCAUUAUAAAGUUUACAACAGGGUGGAUCUUAUAACAGGAGCUUUAACUUCUUUUGGAUCACGAAUGAAACCGCCUUAUCCUUAAAUUACUCUCAUACAUGCACAAAAAAUAAUUUGUUAAAUUACAAGUUAUAAAAAAACUAAAAGUACUUACAAGUUACAAAAUAACUGAUUUUAGUAACUUUUUAACUUUUUCUUUGUAAAUAGUUACUGCUUAGCUUUGACCAGUGACUGUUAAUAUUCGCAUCUGUGGUUUUUAAUGGUUAUAUUAAAUUUUUUGGAACCUAAUGAUUUUAAUGAUCCAAUUAUAUUUUACAUAUACACAAUUAUAUUAUAUUUUAUUAUUGAAAUGAUCGUGACAUAGAGAUUACGAAAAAAAAUUGCAUCUAUUCAAAAUAAUAAUUUUAAUACUACAUUUGAUUUUUAAUCUAUAGAGCCUACUCGUGAAGAACCUGAAAUGCUAGUUGAAUAUAUUAAUGUGAAUAUUUUAACUCACUAUAUUCAGAAUUCUUCCAGCAAUGAACUCAAUCUCACAUUAGAUAUCAAGCAACGGGAAUUAGAAUGCAUUUAUGGAAUUCAAAUUAUUUGCUCUGUACUUGAGCAGCUUGGAGGUUAGACACAAAUCAUUUUAUUAUUAAAUUAAUUUUUUUUUCGUUUGCAAAAUAUUCAUUAAUAUAGAUAAUGAUUAUAAUAAUAAUGUCUAAGCUCAAGAACUACUUAACCAAUUUUAAAAUUUCUUUCACCUAUAAAAAGCUACAUAAUCAGUGAGUAACAUGGGCUGUAUUUUAUUUUCGAAAAAUUAGGGAUCCUUAAAAAAAUUAUAAUAUUUAGGUUUUUAGGUAUUUUUGAUAUGAAUAUCUUAUUGUUUAUUUAUUUAUUUUUGUUUAUUCAUGGGUUACCUUGGUGACAUGGAUGGCAAUUUAAUUCUCAUGGAUAAGAAAACUAUUGUUAUUAUUUUUAUUUAUACCAUUAUCUGGCAAUACCAAAGAAUUGUCAGGUUAGCUAGUAUAAUAUAAAAUUAAUAUUGAUUUUUUUAAAUUUAUUUUGCCUAAUAGUUGAACUGAUUUCGAAAAUAAUUAAAAAGCUCUAUCAUGAUGGAAUUGUAACUGAAGAAACUUUAAUUUUUUGGAAAAAUGAAGACAAAAAUAAAAUUGGUUUUAACAAAGUUGCAGACUCAAAAGCAGUGGCAGUUGAAGCAUUGGACCCAUUAUUCAGUUUAUUUAAAACCCAACCGAAACUAUCAAAAUACCGAAUUUGGUUAAAUAAUGUAUUGCCUACAAUAUUCCAUAAAUGAUUGCACUGGACAUCGCAAAACACUCAUAUAUGUAUUCCAUAUAGUGAACUAAGAAUGAGCGGCAUCACUGCAAGCAUGUUUAUUUAUAAUAAAUUAGAUAUGUCAAUUGGUGCAACAAUCAGACAAGUCUGAUCAUUAAAUACUACAGAUUUCUAUACUAGUAUAGAAUUCUGUGUUAAAUAUAGAGAUAUUGUACAAAUGGCGAUAUAUGGUUUUUAUCAUGAUAUAAUUAACUAGGUAAGGAAAUGCAAGAAAGACAUUGAUCCUUCUGAUUGGUUUAUAAUUUUUGGCGGUUUUUUAAAAAUGUUUUUCUUUUCAUGAUAGUUUUUAAUCAUAGACAUAUUAUUUAAUUAUUAUUAUAUGCUUUUAUACUCCUUCUUUUUUCUUGUAGAUAACUUUUCUACCAACAAUUUUGCUUUAAUAGAAAAACGACGAAUACUUUUUUUGUUGCAUUCAUAAUCUUUUAAUAGUGAGUAAGUAACUGAUUUUUUGAUUUUUUUUGUGUUUUUAUUAAUAUUUAGGAAAAACGAAAAACGAAAAAAAUACAUAAAAAUGAAAACUGACUAAUUUACGGUGUUACAAUUUCAUUAAUUUAAAUUUCUACGCUUUCUUCCAGAAAUAUUGCUUCAAUAGAGAAAUAUAAGAGUCCUUUUUUGUUGUAUUUUUAGUAUUAUUAGUGAAUAAGAAAAUUUUAUUUCGGUUAGGAUGGCUGUCACAACAGUACUAUUUUAGAGAGGUAAAAUAAAAUAUGUGGGAAAGUCGAUUUCAAGUAGACUUGACAACAAUUAAAUUCAAAUCUGUUCUUAGAAUUCGUUUCAUUUCACUAGAAGAAUCGGUACAUUGAAAUUAAAAUACUUCUAAAUUUCUAUGCCCCACGUGGUAAGACAGAGACAGAAAAUCACCGCUUCUAAUCCCCUUGAAUGAUAAUUAUGUCCAAAUGAAUGUAACCUGCAAAAUGAAUACAUGUGUACUUAUUUCAGUUAUUUUAUAGUAGUGUAGAACAAAAAAGAUCUGUUCGAUCUAAAGGAGAUAGAUUUUUAUUUGUAUUAAAUUUUUCUUAAUAUUGAGGUUGAUAUUAUGCAAAUUAUUAUUAUUAUUUUAUUCUUUACAAUAUGUUUAUAAGAAUAAUGUGAAAGUAUAGAUUUAGUUUGAGUAUAUUAUUACAUUUAAUAAUACAUAAUUUGUUUUUUAUAACAAAAUUUAGUCAUUUAUUUAAUAAUUUUUAAUGAUUAAAAGCCACUAACUGAUAUUAAAAUAUUACAGACACUACAGAAAAAAAUAAUUUUUUUAAAUUUAAACCACAAUUGUUAAAUGUAUUGAAAUCUUCAAAGUUAGUUCAGCUGAAUUUGUUCAGCUGAAAUAUGUGAAUAUAAUCUGUAUUAUCAUUUGAAAUGUAACACUUACUAAUGUACAAAUAGUCAAAGAAAUUAUGCAAGUACUAACAAAAUUUUAAAAAUCUGUAUUUUUAGUUUGUAUUAAUUUUUUGCUAAACAGUAAAAACUGUUAAAGAGUAUUUUAUUUAAAAAAUCGAACAUGCUGGGAUUAAGAAAACUCUACCUGAUUAUAAUAAUUAUUUCUACAACAAUUUUUAAUUCAAAUAAUUCCCAUGCUAGUAAGUUGAAUUACAUAAUAUAGUCUGAUAUACCUAGUAAAAUAUUUCUUACAUGCAAUUUUGUUUAAUGAUAUAUUAUACAUAAAUCUAUAGUCUACGCCUAUAUACUUACCUUCUGUAUUUUAGGUGUACUAAUGAUACAGAUGAUAAUAUUUAUAAUAAUAAUUAUUUAUAUAUAUACAUUUUACAUAUUGUUUUAUAUAUUUGUAUCAAUAUUACUAAGGUAUUACAGUAACAUUUUACUGUCUGCCUCUUUAACGAGUACCUAAUAAAGCAAAAAUGUAUAUACAUAAUUCCAAUAGUACUUGGAGUUUAAUAAUAGAUCUAAAAUAAAAAUUAUUUCACUAAGUUUCUUAAAAAGAAAAUGUUUGAUAUUUAUUUCCUAGAUUAUCUAUUCAUAUGUCAAACAUUGAAAACAAAUUAUUUUUUGUCUUACUAAAGAUUGUAAAAUGAUUAUAUUAAAAAAUUCCUAUUUGAAAACAUUGUAAAUGUUAUCAAAAAUUAUAAUAUUAAUUCUUUAAUUUGAUGAAAUCAUUUUUGUUUUACAUUAAUCAAAUCCUGAGCACAACUUUAUUGGAAGUAUAAAAACAUAUUUUUAUGUGUUGCCUGUUAAAUAUAGGUACAGAGAUAAAAAAUGUUAUUAGGUAGUGGCGUAUCCAGGAAUAACCCAAGGAGGGUUAAUGACCUUUUUAUUUUGCUGGUAAUAAAAUAAUGUUAGUAAAAAUAUAUCGUCCUGAAACGGAAAACUGUAAAGGCGCCACUGAGUUGUAUGCUAAUUGAAUAAUACAUUUAUGAUUAGCCGAAUAAUGAUGUUUGGGAAUGUUAAUAUUAUUCCUAAUUACUGUAAAUGCAGUACACACUUUUUAUAGACAGGUAAACUAUAAAAUAAAAAAAACUUUUUAUUAAAUUGUAAUACAGUGGAUUCUGCUUAAUGUGAAAACCGGUUAAUGUGAGCAGCCGCUUAAUAUGAGCAUAAUAGUCUGGUUCCGAUUCUAAUGUAUAACGAUACUAAUUUCGGUUAAAAUGGGCAACCGUUUAAGAGGACGCUAUACCCGCAUGUGCUGUUUCACUCCAAUUAACGGGCGAAAUAGCAAAAUCUACUUUAGUUGGAGUUGUUGUUAGUUAGGUAGUUGGAGUGAAACAGCACAUGCAGCUACAGCGUCCUGUUAAUGUGGACAAAUGUAAUUAGCCCCAACGUGCUCAAAUUAAGCGGAAUCCACCGUAUUAUUAUUAUUUAAUAAUAUUAAUAUAUUUGCAUUUACUUUAUAAAUUAUAAGCUAUAGGUAGCAAUCAUAUUUUCCUAGAGUCUUUCACAAAGUUAUUAAGAACUUCAUCUAUUGUUAAAAUUAUUUCACGAUGAAUAUUUAGUAAUGUUAAACUAUUUAAUCUAUUUCCUCCAAUAGUGUUUCUAAAGUAGUUUCUUGAGUCUUUUUAAUGUAGAAAAUGAUAUUUCACUGCUUACUAGAGUUACGGGAAAUGUAGUAUUUGGAGAAGUUUAUAAGUAAAUGAAAAAAUGAGUGUGUUGCCUGUUAUAAGAGCUUCCAAUGCAUUUCUUGGUUUUUAUGCUUCAACAAACUUUUGUGUCCAUGUUAAUACUUCUCCAACUACUGAAUUAGAACUACAUUGAAGAUGUGUGAAGAUUGAAUGUGUUAUCAUUUCAUUCUACAAUCAAAACUGAUAUCGAUAGGUACGCAACAUACUACACAACAUAAAGCAACUUUCUCACCAAAAGCCAUUAUAAAUAAUUUAUGUAAUGAUAAUUUCACAGAUGUUUAGUAUUAAUUUAAUCUAUUCUGUUGUAUUAAAACUUUAAAAGUUAUAAAGUUGCUUAAAAGUAUUUACGUAAUAUUUUAUAGAUAUAACAAAACUAUAAAUGUAUAUAAAUUAUAAAAACAAAUUCUAUAUACUUUUUUUUAGGCUUAGAAUGGGGCUUGACCUAACCCUUAACCCCCCCUCCACUAGAUACGCCACUGUUACUUUACUCCGGCCAGUGAGAAAACGUUACUCCUCUGCACAUCUAAUUGAACGAGCCCGCGGUUUCGUGCCCAAAUUUCUCCCAUUCUACUACCUACUCGCUGUAGAAUACACGAGAACAGACGAGUUUUGAUCGCCGACUAGUAGCGUUCUCUCGCUGACCGGACAAUAGGUAUAUAUUUGUUAUAUACCUAACUAAUGCAUUUAUAUUGAUCGUUUCAUUAUUCUCGAUUUAGUAUUUAUUAGUUCAGUUCAUUUAUAAAUAAUUUAUAUAAUGUAUGAUAUUAUGUCUAAUAUAAUUUUUUUAAUUAUUAACUGUAGUGCGACCACCAUGUAAAGGUAAUACUUAAACUUUAUCAACGGUUACUCAAUUUUUUUUGUUUCACGCCGACCUAAAAAUAAAAAUAUAAUUGCAUCUCUCAUGAAUAAUUUAACCACAAUUUUAUAUUAACUAUUUAAAUAUUCAAAUAUUUAUAUGCCAAAAAAAAGACGACUGUUAGUAUUUAAUUUUAAUGCAAACAAUGUACUUGUUUUUUAUUCAAUAAUUCUUUAAAGUUAAGUAGCAAUGUUGUGACAGUCACAUGCAUUUAUUUUUCAACAUUAAGUUUUGACAUACCUAUACAUUAAUUUUUACACAGAAACUGCAGAAAAUUCUGCUUCACAUAAAUACCGUGUUACAAAUGGUACUAACACAUGCAAAGCUUUGUUGGCUACUUCAGGAUAUUCAUCUUUAAUGUUGUUUCAAUAUUUUAAAAGUGAAUAUGCAGAAGGUUUUAUUAGGUGUACCUAUCAUCCAGUAUAAUUAAACAGGAUUAAAAAUCUACAUACAAUUAUAUAAUUUCUAAUAUAAAUAAAAAAUUUUAUUUGACACCAUAGUAAUUAUAAAUAUAAAUUUUAAAAUUAAAAAUUAUUAUUUAAUAAUAAACGCCAUUAUUUUUUAAAAUACCACAUAAUGAUAUAGUGUUUAAUUUGUUUCGGCUUAUCUAUGUAUAUUUUAUGUUUUAUACAUAAUAAUAUACGUUGCACGAUUUAAUUAUUUCAAAUAUUUUUUACAAUAAGUAGUAUUAAAUUAAUAUGAUAACCAAAAAAAUAUUUAAAAAUUGUAUUAAAAUGAAAACAAUAGGAACUUUAUGAGUAGCAUCUAUUCUGAAAGAAAAUUUUGUUUAGUUGGUCAGUAAAUAAAUCAAGUUUUCACUUUCCUGGCAUUUUUCAUAAUAGUUUUCAAUUAUAAUUCAAUAGGUUUCAAUUUUGUUUUUUAUCAGAAAUAUAACAAUGAAAUUCAAAUUCAGCAACUUUUUUGAACAAAAAUUGUGUCUAGUUGUUGUAUAAAGAUGUCAUUUUUUGAUUUACUAUAUAGUUUUAGUCAUAAUUUGAAAAAAAAAACAGGAAUUUUAUUAACAUUAUACAUUUAAACAACCACAGAAACUGAUAACUAGAAUCAAAAAUAUUAAAACUUUAAAAAAAACUACUCUAUAUAAUAUAUAAAAAAAAUAGUAGGUGAGUACAUUUAAUUGGUAUGUAAAUUUUUGUGAAAGUAAUAUUAGGUACAUAAUAAUAGCAUAUUUAGUAUUUGAUGAAUAUACUAGGAUGACUAUACGUCCUGUUUUAAACAGGAUUGUCCUGUUUUUCAGCUUGAUGUCCUGUUUUUUCAAGCGGAAUUAAACAGGAUGCACUUAGUGCUGUUUUCUGUGACUGUCCUGUUUUAACACAUAAUGUGUUGGUGUGAAUAUAAAACACAUACGAAUAUCUCAAUUAGCGAUUAAUCACUAGUACACGUCUUGGUCUUGUGCAACGUGCAGUGCAUGUUUAUCCAUUUUUUACAAUGCCGAAAAAAAAGGUGCGUUUUUACUCUAAGUUUAAAAAAUGAAUUUUAUUUUUGAGAGAUGCUGAAGAAAUUGGAAAAGUGUUUUGUUCAGUAUGUAAAUAUGUAUUUUCAAUUUAAAUUGGUGGCUGAGCAGACAUAAAACAACAUGUCAUCAAAGCGAAAAAAAAUGUACGUACAGUAUCUUCUACGUCAAGUAAUGAUAACGUUACAUCUUUUUUUUUUAAAACAAUGCCCAGUUGGUUUAUCUGAUGCAAUUAAGCGUUUCACAACAAAAGAGGGGUUAUUUUCAUUUCAUACGAUCGUACAUAGUCAUUCUUUUAGAUUAAUGGACUGCAUAUCAACUAUUUUGAAACAUUUUUAUAACAAAAUAUUCUCUUGUGCUCGUACUAAAACUGAAUCAAUUAUUUUAAAAGUUUUUGCUCCUUUUGCAUUGCGACAAAUUUGUAAUGAAUUCAAAUCUGUAAAGUAUGCAACAAUUAUGAUAGAUACCUCAAAUCAUAAAAACUUAAAAGUUGUACCAAUUCGCUAUUUCAACCCGAAAACUGACGUGCAAAUAAAAAUUUUGGAAAUAAUAAAUUUAAAAGGCGAAACUGCUGAUAUUUUAACAAAUUAUAUUAUUGAGAUUAUGAAUAAAUACAAAUUAUCAGAUAAAAUCAUUGCAUUUUCUGACGAUAAUUGCAUCACAAACUUUGGAAGGCUCAAUAGGAAAGGAAUAAAAAAUGUUUUUCCAUUUCUAAAUAAAAGUUUAAAAAAUAAUAUUUGUGGCACUGGCUGCGCUGCUCAUGUUUUGCACAACGCAAUGCAAUCAAGUGCUGAUAUUUUGCCGAUCGAUGUAGAAUCUAUAGUAAGCAAGAUUUUCCAGUACUUUCAUACAUAUACUGUACGUGUUGAACAUUUGAAAGAAUUUUGUGAUUUUGCAAAUAUUGAAUUCAAAAAUAUUCUUGGUUAUGUUAAAACCCGUUGGCUAUAUUUAUCACCAGCAAUUACAAGAAUAAUUGAAAAUUUUCCUGCUUAA
Cinara cedri is the source of this 7885-nucleotide messenger RNA. The record is from the annotation of a GenBank genome assembly. Lineage: Eukaryota; Metazoa; Arthropoda; Insecta; Hemiptera; Aphididae.